GUAAGGAUGAAAUGAAAUAAUUGCUAAUGCUUAGCACUUGGCAAGUACUAAAUGACAGCUGUUAUUAUUUUCCAUGCUUGACAUGUAAUUUACAUAAAAGUUGCCUUUCUGGAUUUUUUGGCCAAACCACUUAUUUUGUUGGGUGGGUUUAUACUUUCCAGGAGAACAAUUUGAUAUAACAGAAAUCUGGAUUCUAGCUAUGGAUCAUCCACUGAUUGAUUUUGAUUUGAUUAAUUAUUAAUGGGGGUUCAGAUAAAAUAUUUAGUAUUUUCAUAUAAAAUUUAAAUAUUUUAAAAGAGGUGAACAUGUUGAGUCUUUCGUUGAUUUUGAGUACUCAACAAAGACCUGUUUUUUGUUUCAUCAUAGUGUGAAAUGGUGAUCCCAGAUGUUCAGUUUUUGUACCAAAGCUUACCAAUGACUGUUACAAAAACUUUUUGUAAUUUUCAAAGUUUAAAUUAGUGGAUGAUUUACAGAUGAUUCCUGUGAUGAGUGUUUAAUUCUAAAUAUAAACUACUUGACAAUCACACCCAAUAAAAAGUUCAGUGCUUUUCAUAUCACCAAAACCCUAUUUCAUAAAAUUAUUGUAAUAACCUCCUAAUGAAUUUGAGUUAGAGAAACUGGAAAUACAUUCUUUUCCUAAUUACAAUGUAGUAUGUAUUUGUGCAUUUUUUAUUAAUUUUAAAAUGUUAUAAACUUCGCUUAGAUUUGCUUUGUUUUUAUGUCCUAUUUUCUGAAAGACUUCAGAUUUUCAUUAGUUUUUCACUUCCUUCCAAAAGGGACCUUGUAGAGAAAUAUUGUAGAAUCAAAAUGAAUCUUGUAGUCAAAUUUUAUUGGAGUUCAGGUCCUGUAAAGAUGGUUGUGUUUAAAUUCCACAAAGUUAUUUGUUGUUUUUCCUGAACUUUUCCUUUUGCAGCAAAGUUCUGUUUUCAUUAACUACACACUAUUUUAAAGUAGAAGAUGGUGGUGAAAGAUCAGUCUGUGUUACCUUUGGAUUUUUUUUCUUUGUGAAAGCAAUGGCUGUCUUGAUUGUAACAGAAAACUAUCUGGAAUUCGGACUUGAAACAGGGUUUACAAAUUUUUCAGACAGUGCGAUGCAGUUUCUUGAAAAGCAAGGUUUAGAAUCUCAGGGUCCUGUUUCAAAACUUACUUUCAAAUUUUUCCUGGCUAUUUUCUGUUCACUCAUUGGGGCUUUUUUGACAUUUCCUGGAUUACGGCUGGCUCAAAUGCAUCUGGAUGCUCUGAAUUUGGCAACAGAAAAAAUUACACAAACAUUACUUCAUAUCAACUUCUUGGCACCUCUGUUUAUGGUUCUGCUCUGGGUAAAACCCAUCACCAAAGACUACAUUAUGAACCCACCAUUGGGUAAAGAAAGUGUUCCUUUAAUGACAGAAGCUACCUUCGAUACUCUGCGACUCUGGUUAAUAAUCCUGCUAUGUGCUUUGCGGUUGGCCAUGAUGCGUAGUCACCUGCAAGCUUACUUAAACUUAGCCCAGAAAUGUGUGGAUCAAAUGAAGAAAGAAGCUGGGCGAAUAAGCACAGUUGAGCUUCAGAAAAUGGUCGCUCGAGUCUUUUAUUACCUCUGCGUCAUCGCGCUGCAGUAUGUGGCUCCCCUGGUCAUGCUGCUUCACACAACCCUGCUUUUGAAAACUCUAGGUAAUCAUUCCUGGGGGAUUUAUCCAGAAUAUAUGUCUGCCUUGCCAGUGGAUAAUAGUCUACCCUCCAAUUCUGUUUACUCUGAAUUACCAUCUGCUGAUGGGAAGAUGAAGGUAACUGUUACACAGAUAACAGUGGCACUGAGCAGCUUAAAAAACAUUUUCACUCCUCUCCUUUUUCGAGGACUUCUGUCUUUUCUGACCUGGUGGAUUGCUGCUUGUCUCUUUUCUACAAGCCUUUUUGGGCUUUUCUAUCACCAGUAUCUCACUGUGGCAUGAGUCUCAGUUAACAAAAACGGAUAUCAAAGUCACACUUUGAAUUCAAGUAUUGUACCCUUGAAGGGCCAACGAAAACCAGAAGAAAGCAAAUACAAAGGAAAGAAACCAUAUCAGAAUAUCUUGUUUUAAAUACUUCCUCUGUAUUCUCAGGGUGGUUUAAUGGUAUUAAUAUUUUAAAUUAUAGAAUAGAUUGUUAACUGCUAUACUAUGGUAUUGAAAUUUUAACUCCUUGCAUUAAGGGAUGUGAGAGGCUAUCUGCAGGUAUAAUAACUUCCGAUGACCUUGGUUUACAGAAACCUCCAUCAGUCUUUGAAACUUCUCAUAUGACUCCAGUUAUUGAUUGGUUCUGUUAAUGGUAUUAAGGUACUGUCAAUAUUCGUAGUAGCUGCCUAUAGAACAAUCUUCAAACUGAGCCAUGCUUUAGGGGAGGGAAAGGAGUUAAAGUCACUUCUGUUGGUAAUAUACCAGUCAAACAGCAACAACGGCAAAAUCCAACAGAAAGGAAGAAAUAGCUACUGUAUAUUACAGUAAAGAAAGCUGCAUAGAAAUUUUAAAUUUAAUGGAGAUGUACAUGCUUGAUAUUUACAAGUACUGCUGCUUGACAGUAGCAAGAGUAUUGCUUUAAAAUGCAUUCUAUCCAACUUGAGGGAUCUUUUAAAUGAUUGGCUACAUGAACAUUUGCAGUCUUGCCAUUAGGUUUGGACCUCCCAUAUUUUAUUUUAUUCUAUGAUCCUAAGUAUACUUUUUAAUAGUCUAAAAGUAUUUAUCAAUGUUGAUCAGACUUUUAAAAAAUUACUUUGUAAUCCUGCUGACUACCUGUAUGUAUUGUACAUAUAUAUAUUAUAUAUUAAAUAUAUAAUAUAUUGAGAUUAUAAAAGAUGAAAAUAUUGGAUUCUUAUAAUAUUUUAAGUUGCUGAAUGUAUGUUAAAAUGUGAUUGAAUGAGAUGUGUUUAUAUCUAGAAAUUUUCUUCUUCCUGGAAUGAGAUUAAAAUACAUUUUGAAAAUUCA
This is a messenger RNA of Odocoileus virginianus texanus, 2939 nucleotides long. The record is from RefSeq and is a predicted model, not a curated record. Lineage: Eukaryota; Metazoa; Chordata; Mammalia; Artiodactyla; Cervidae.